AUGGGUCUUACAUCUUUAAUGUUGAUAAAUCUGGCAGACAAUCCUAUCACGACCCUUGAGAGAAAAGCUUUUUCUAUUAACGACGGGAAACUGCAGACAAUCUAUCUGAUGAACACAGAGGUCGAAAAACUAAAUCUGAGAGCUUUUGACGGUCAUCAGGACGUCAAGACAUACAUACAAAUAUCUUGCAUUUCUUUUUUCUUAUUUUUAUUUUUUUUGGCUUUUCCAAGUUCACCUGAGCAUGCGACUGAUGGAAUUAGCACAAACCAAAAAGGUUUGUUCAUCGCUCUAACCGAAGCAGGGUUUGCAGACGGUAACAACACCUACAGAUCUCCUUGUCCCACAGGAACAUUUUCCCCUCAUCUUGAGAACUUCUUGUAUGGCACGGCACUUGAAGCUGAAUGUAUUCCGUGUCCCCCUGGUGGGUUCUAUUCGGACAGCGUUGCGCAUGUCGAUGACCGAUGCUUUUUGUGCAAUCCGGGAACUUAUGUUCCACCCGAGAAUGCACCAGGCAGGAGAGUACUGGAUUGUCAAGUGUGUCCUCCAGGUAAUUUGAGGGUACUAUCAUUGUCACUCAUAGAAGAAUUUCUUUUGACUUUGCGGAAACUGUGGAAAAUCUGGAGGAGCUGA
Orbicella faveolata is the source of this 630-nucleotide messenger RNA. RefSeq lists its product as uncharacterized. NCBI's taxonomy places the organism in Eukaryota, Metazoa, Cnidaria, Anthozoa, Scleractinia, Merulinidae. Gene Ontology annotation, cellular component: membrane. Gene Ontology annotation, molecular function: protein binding. The record is from RefSeq and is a predicted model, not a curated record.